This is a messenger RNA of Pseudogymnoascus verrucosus, 531 nucleotides long. RefSeq lists its product as uncharacterized. The transcript is spliced from 2 exons. The coding region runs from base 73 to 492 and encodes 139 amino acids. The record is from RefSeq and is a predicted model, not a curated record. Gene Ontology annotation, biological process: protein folding in endoplasmic reticulum. Gene Ontology annotation, cellular component: EMC complex. NCBI's taxonomy places the organism in Eukaryota, Fungi, Ascomycota, Leotiomycetes, Thelebolales, Thelebolaceae.
GUGAACGUCAACCACAAGCUAUCAGAGUGCUGUGCUGACGAAUAGCCUCGACAACACCCAACAAAACAAACAAUGCCCUGGAUCUCGAAAGCAACGACGGGCCUCGGCCUGCUGUUCCUCGCACACGCUUGCUACUCAGCCCAAGAGCACUCCGCAUUACAGUCCACCACCAACGCACUCCACGAUGUGCCCUCCUCCGCCAGCCUCCCCACAGACAUCGUCCUCGAAACCAUCAUCUCCUUAUUCACCACCAUCCUGGGCCUGGUGCUAGGCACAGCUGAGCUGCGUCCGAUACGCUGGCGCGUGUGGGCCGGCAAGAUUGAGCGCGAGGGCGAGAAGGGGUUCCUGGGCGCGGAUGGACUGGUCGCGAAGGACUAUGUUGGGAAUCCGUAUAAGGCGCUGGAGAGCAGACCGGGGUUUGUGGAUAUUAGGAAGCAGAAGAAGGAGUUUGCGGAGUGGGUGAGGGAGGGGGGGAGUGCGGAGGUGCGCUGAAGGGGGGGCGAGGGUGUAUAAUAUGGGUUAUGGAUGGGG